AUGACGGCCAAAUCUGAGCCGAUGUGCUCUCUCCAAGAGACCAUCCGUACCGGGAACUUUUAUUCCUUGGACGAAACUACGUUCCUUCACCAAAUCAAAGACGCCUUCUCCCCUGAACUUGAACGACUGAAAAACGUUAGAGCCGUCGAGGGCACCGAGGAGCAACGCGUCACAGCUAAUGGAAAAGACGAUACGUUGAGCCCGUCGCAAAUCCUCUAUGGGGUCAAUUAUGAUGAGGUCAACCGAACGCUUGUCGGAAUUCUUGCCCUUCGCUGGAUCCACAAUCGUGACUAUGAACGCUUCACUCGACCCCAAGCCCCCGAGUCACGCUUGACAGAGGAAUCAUUCGAGUGGCUGCGCGACCUCUUCGAGAGAGGAAUAGAGGGCCCAGAUGACCUUUUUGCGCUGGUGGUGUCAAUGAUCAUCAAUGAUUUGGGAAAAGACACCAACUUGGAAGAAGAUUUCUUCUUUGGAACCGGCGAGCGCUUGGGGGAUCGGAAUCACGAUUCCGUACUGUUAGCAGCAGCCAACGCUGGGAUGAUCACCGCUUUAAACUAUCUCACAAAUGAGAAACGAGAGGAGGUUAUGCUGGGUCUGGAGCUAGGAUCGGAGCUGAAUGCAGGGCAACUGGCUCAGGCCGAAAGUGUGCCUGUUAAUCUAGAAGGAUUGCUGGCCAUGCGAGGUCAUGAACAUGCAUUCGAACUCAAGUUCAUGGAGCAAAUCCUUGACGUCGCCGGCGCUCUAGGUCACCUUGACCCUCGUGGCUCCAAGAGCUUUAGCGAACCCGUCUUCCAAGCUUUCAAAACUGUGCAUGAGGUGUCCCUCGAUAUUAUUGCCGGCAAAUCCAACCCUCGUCAAGGGUAUGACAAGGUCCUCACAAAACGUGGAAACAUGCUUUCCAUCAAGGGAUUCCGCAGACUUAGUGUUAGCGAUCGAGAAGAACGGGCACUCCUCCGCUUGUUGACCAUGGGCCGGACUACAGACAAAGAGCAAGCUGAGCUAUUUUCGAAAGCAUUCAACGCCCUAGACCAGCAAAACAAGGAUCAGCUUGUGGCGGGUCUAAAUGUCGAUGGCAAUGGUUAUGAGACUGCCGUUCUGCCGUACUACAUGCCUGCAAUUAUCUCCACCACUUUAGAAAACACGAAAGACUCGGACGAGGAAAACAAGCGCCGGGCACUGACGUCCCUUAUGAGGUAUCUGGCCAAAGUCUUGGCCAGCCCAGGACAUGAUCCGACUGCUGUUCCCGACUUCGCAGUAUACAACAGCGAAGUGCCCGGUAUCAUCAUCGAGAGAAAUAUGUCAAAGGCGCAGGAUUUCAUCAACAGCCCAGAGUUCAAGAACAACCCGGAUAUACUGGAUGCGUUGGACAUACCCGAUGCGCAAAUUCUUCAACGUAGAAGGACCAGCCAGUCUUGGUGA
Molecule: messenger RNA, 1419 nt
Organism: Cladophialophora immunda
Lineage: Eukaryota; Fungi; Ascomycota; Eurotiomycetes; Chaetothyriales; Herpotrichiellaceae
Exons: 1
Coding region: 1-1419 (472 amino acids)
Source: RefSeq, a predicted model, not a curated record